Messenger RNA from Tachyglossus aculeatus (Australian echidna), 3963 nucleotides. RefSeq names its product von Willebrand factor A domain containing 5B1 (gene VWA5B1). The record is from RefSeq and is a predicted model, not a curated record. Lineage: Eukaryota; Metazoa; Chordata; Mammalia; Monotremata; Tachyglossidae.
AUGUGUAUGGGGGUGUAUGAAGAGUGGUCAGGGACUGGUGACAUUUGUGAGAUCUUGGGUGGCAGGGUUCCGGAGUCUGAGGCGAGCGGCAGGAUGCCUGGCCUGGUUAACCGGAGCAGCGGUGCCUCUCUCCCACUCACGGCUUCCGAGGUCACCUCCUGCGUCAGCGGGUACGCCUUCGGCAUGACGGCCUCCCUGACGUACGGCAACCUGGAAACCCAUCCUUUCGAGGGCCUCUUUGUGUAUCCGCUGGAUGAAUUCACCGCCGUGGUUGGAUUUGAGGCCGUUAUUUCGGAGCGGAUUGUCACUGUGCAGAUCAAGGACAAGGCCAAACUUGAAGACGGCUAUUUUGACCACUGCGGCCUCUCUGAUGGCAGUGCCCUUGACGGGACUGCCCGGAUUGCUCUGGACGAGGACCUGGAGCGGAUCGUGUUCGUGGCCAACCUCGGCAUCAUCACCCCCUUGGAGAGCGUGACCAUCUGCAUCAGCACCUCCUCGGAGCUCCAGACCCUGCCCAGCGGGGCGGUCCAGGUCCUCCUCCCAGCCGUGUGCGUCCCCCCCGUCCCCCCGUUCUGCACCGACAACUCCGGCUUCUCCGCUCAGCAGCUACGAGGCAGAGACAGAAAUUACAGUGGAUCCAGGACCCCAGAUCAGCCCACCAGGUUAUGCCUGGCCCAGCUUCUGGAGAACGAGGUGGUGAACCCCAUGGAGUACGAGUUCAGCUUCCAGCUAGAGAUCAGGGGACCGUGCCUUCUUGCAGGGGUGGAGAGCCCCACUCAUGAGAUCCGAGCUGAUGCUGACCCUUCCGCCCAUUCAGCCAAGAGCAUCAUGAUCACCCUGGCCAACAGACACACUUUUGAUCGUCCCGUGGAGAUUCUCAUCCAUCCCAGUGAACCCCACAUGCCACACGUCUUGAUGGAACAGGGGGAUAUGACCCCGGCAGAGUUUGAGCAGCACUUGAAGGGGAGAAGCGAUUUCAUUAAAGGGACCAAGAAAGAUGCCAGCGCGGAGAGAAAGACGGAAAUCAUCAGGAAGCGCCUCCACAAGGACGUGACCCAUCACCCGGUGCUCAUGCUGAACUUCUGCCCCGACCUGAGGACUGUCCAGCCGGACCUGAGGAAGACCCAGGGAGAGUUUCUGUUCCUCAUAGACCGGAGUGGCAGCAUGAGCGGUGUCAACAUCAGUCGGGUUAAGGAUGCCCUGCUUGUCAUUCUGAAGAGCCUCAUGCCGGCUUGUCUGUUCAACGUCAUCGGAUUCGGCUCCACUUUUAAGACUCUCUUCCCUUCGAGCCAGACCUACAGUGAGGAGAGCCUGGCCACCGCUUGCAAGACCAUCAAGCAUCUGCGGGCUGACAUGGGGGGCACGAACAUCCUGUCCCCGCUCAAGUGGAUCGUCCGCCAGCCCAUCCACCGGGGUCAUCCGCGCCUGCUCUUUCUGCUCACCGACGGGGCGGUCAGCAACACGGGCAAGGUCCUAGAACUGGUGCGGAAUCAUUCCUUUUCCAUCAGGUGCUACAGUUUUGGGAUCGGGCCAAAUGUCUGUCGGAGGCUGGUUCAGGGUUUGGCGGCUGUGUCCAGAGGAAGCGCUGAGUUCCUGGUGGAGGGAGAGCGGCUUCAGCCAAAGAUGAUCAAGUCUCUGAAGAAGGCCAUGGCUCCUAUCCUGAGCGACGUCACCGUGGAGUGGGUCUUUCCCGAGAACACGGAGGUCCUGAUUUCUCCCGUCAGUGCCAGAUACCUCUUCCCCGGAGACCGGCUGGUGGGAUACAGCAUCGUGUGCGACACUUCCCUGUACUUCUCCAAUCCCAGAUCUGAUAAGAGGCGUCGCUACAGCAUGAUGCACUCCCAGGAGUCGGGCAGUUCUGUGUUCUUCCACUCCCAGGAGGAAGGAGCCGGGCUGGACAGCGGAAGUGGCUCCAAAGAGUCCGAUGGGCCGCUCCAUUCCGAGAGGACUCCGGACCUCCCAGCGUUCGGUGGAGAGCUGGGGAGAGACUCCGACCCCGACACCGAGCCGGACCCCUGGCUGCACCGGAGGGCCUACAGCACCAACCAGAUCAGCGACCGCGAGCCCUGCAAGCGAGUGCCCACGGCCAGCGACCCCAGCGCCGCCGCAACCGGGAAGAAUCCCCUCCGAAAAGCCCGCGUACAGGACCUCCUGGGCCAGCCCAGCCCUGAGCCCCGGCCCUGGCAGACAGAUCUCCAGUCUCUUGUAGGUGACCGCCCUGCCCCCAGCACCAGUUCCAGUUCUGGGUCCAGCCCGAUGCCCCGGGGCUCAGGGGCCAGGAGGCCCUCCCUGCUGCCCUACAGCUGCACAUCCUUCAGCCGCAACCCGGACCCCCAGGAAGGCCAGCGCAGGACCCCCUGGAGGGGCUGGGACCAACUGGACACCAGCCCCGGGCUGAAAUCCUCCUCCGACAGCCGCAGCCCCGGAGAUCUGGAGCUGGUCCAUCACCCGCCCUUCACCUUGGAGAUGGAGACCCCGUUUGACUGGGAGGCUGCCGAGCCGGAGCGCGGCCCAGGCCGGGGCUGGGCCGGCCAGCGCUCCGCCUGCCGGGCCGUGGUGAAGGGCCUACGGAACAGCGAGCCGCUGCAGUGGGAGGUGGCCUUCGACCUCGGGCCCCUCUUCCAGGAGCGGGAGGGUCCCACGGGGGCCGACGGAGACCUGUGGAAUGAGACCUUCCACCACCUGGCCUCGAGGUCCGUCAUCCGGGAUUUUGAGCAGCUGGCAGAGUUGGAGUGUGAAAUCGAGCAUGGAUCCGGACGCCGGUACCAAGUCAACGCAGUGCACACCAGCAAGGCCUGCAAUGUCAUCAGCAAGUAUACGGCCUUCGUGCCCGUGGACCUGAGCCGCAACAACUACCUGCCCACUGUGGUGGCGUAUACAGGCACGGGUGGGGCAUCCAAAGGAGGCAGCCAGCGUGGUUUAAGCCCCGGAAGCAAGAAGUCCCGGGGAUUCUCCAUUGGAUUGGGGAGAUGCCAGUCGACCUGCGGCCAGGAUGCAUUAGAUGAUGGAUUUCACAGCCUAAAUCUGGAGGAGAACAGCGAGUCCCUCUGCAGUUCCCCCUCCUCUUCCAGCUGGGAAAAGUGCAGUUUUCCAGAUGCUCCUCUGGGCAGCCCAUCCAUCUCCACUUCCUCUCCAAAGUCCUCAGAAAUCCUCUUUGCUGCCAGGUUGAGCCUGAAUAAAACCAGGCUUCUGACUCGAGCCGCCAAAGGGUUCAUGAGCCGAUCGCCAACGAAGCCCACUGAGCCGCCAGCUGUCGAGAGCGAGAGUGAGAGCAUGGAUUAUCUGCCGCUGGUGUCCCUGCAGCUGGCCUCAGGUGCCUUCCUGCUCGACUCGGCCUUCUGUGGAGCCACCGGCAUCCCCAUGGAGAAGCUGAAGUGGACCUCCCCGUUCCUCUGUCACCGGACCUCCCUCACAUCCUGCUCCCACAGCAGCUCCUGCAGCACUAGCAAGCUUCUAUCAGGGGGGCCCAGCGAGCAGGAGAGCACCCCCCUCCCAGCUGCAAGUGGUCCCCCUGAAGCCCCCCGCCCCCGGCACUGGUCAGGUGGUGCAGCUGAGAGCCCCUCCCGGGGUCUCAGGGCUGAGGAUGGACUUUCCCCCGUUCCCCUCCCCGGCCGCCGCAUCUCCUCGCCGGAGAGACCCCGGGCGGCCUCCGCCGACAGCGGGCAGGGAUCCGAGGCGGAGAGCCCGGAGCUGGGGCCCGGGCUGAUGGGGAUGGAAAAAGAGGGGAGGCUGUGGGCCACGGCGGUGGCGCUGGCCUGGUUGGAGCACAGCUCGGCCGCUUACUUCAUCGAGUGGGAGCUGUUGGCGGCCAAGGCCAGCACCUGGCUCGGCCAGCAGGAAGUGCCUGAAGGCCGCACUUUGGCCGCUGUCAAGGCCGCCGCCCGGCAGCUCUUUGUCCUGCUGAGGCACUGGGAUGAGAACCUGGAAUUCAACCUACUCUGCUACAACCCCAACAGCAUGUAG